AUUUAAACGUCAUGGCAGUAGUGAUAGGCAACUAAACUUCAAGAGCAAAGUGUAAAAUCCUUGGUUUGCACUCUCAAGUUCAAAGUGGGAUUGACCUGAAAAACCAUUUUCCAUUAGAUUCUAUCAUAAUCAAUUAAUAAUUGGGGUGUGGGGCCUAGGGGCAGUUACCCACACUGCCUGGCAGGUAAUCUAGCUCUUGCAUAUUAACAUACACUUACUCACCCACAUUACCACAAAGCAGUGACACACAAUUCCCCUGGAGCAUAGGGCCCCUGCAGACUUGGGCCCCCUGGGAGAAAGCUUAUACUUUAGCCCCACAUAUUAACAUACACCUAUUCAAAGGCAAUUCUACAAAGGAGUAGCCAUGCAGCACCCCUGGAGUAUUGAGGGCCCCUGGGGGUGGCUGGGUCCCCAAGGCAGUUGAGUGGGUUGGGUUCAUUGUAACAGUAAAUAAAGUAGAUUUCAAUAAGAUGACACUGAGGUGGGGUUUUAAAGGUUUAUCUGGGUUCUCUCUGUCUAAGGACAGAGGAUGUCCUGAUGCUGGGGACAAAUAUUGGAUGGGAUGUUUCAAUAAAAUCAAAUCGACUUGAGCUGGUCCUGGUGAGGAUGCUCUGUCGAAAAACAUUCCACUGAUUCAGACAUUUCUCUUAUCUUUCAUUUAGGAAGUAAAAAGGACGUGUAAAUCGCAGCCUCUGUCUUCAGGAGCGUGCUCGUGUUGUGCGCACGGGGGCAGUGUUUGGUCGCUAAUUGGCUCUUUCAUGUGGAGCAGCCUGCUGCUGAUUGGUCGCCGGCGGAACAUCUGUAUCCAUAGUUCCAGCCGCUCGUGUCUCCGGCCAGAAAGCUGCUCGUGACUCAGAGGCUGGAUCCCUGUCAUCUACCUGAUCAUUAUUAUGACAGCUCACAGCGCGUGUAAGAGCACCCUGUGACCCGCAGCGUAUCAUACUGAAACACACCACCAGCCUACAGCGGCGCCAGAUGUUCGAGACACAUUGUUCCAUAUCCUCUCAAAGUUAUGAGGACAGAGUCGAACCGCUGCCGCAUUCUGUCGAUCAGCGGCACAAUCGUGUCACAGGAAGGCAAAGCCACAGCGCUUUUUAUUCCAAGUAGCUGAGGACGCGAGUGAAGCCCAUCCCACUCAGUUCCCCUAAAUUCACUGCGCCUGCUGGAGCCCGGGGGCCGCUGGGCUGGAUGUGCCGGUGCUAACGCUGCGUCCAUCCUGUCUCCUCCAGGUGGGAUGCGGAUCCUGUCUGCGGACACCGCGGCAGACACAAAGGAGCGAGCCUCACUUUCUGUUUUUUUUUUUUAAAGGUAACCACCUCGAUCAGCGCCGGCCAGCCUGUGUGUGAGUGUGUAUGUGUGGGGGGGCUAAUCGCUGGAUAUAUCCGUCUGCGCACAUUUCAGCCGAGGGGCGAGCAGCGCGCGGCUCUAAGUGGACUAUCGAUAAGUUUCUGAUCAGAUCGACGCUCGUCGACCGGGAGGAAGAGGAGGAGGUGGCGGGCUGCUGCUGCUGGUGGGUGUUUUUGGGGAGAAUCGCCGGCUCUCCUCGAGUGGAGCCCACGGACUGAACUGCUCGAUGACACAGCGAUGAAUGUUGUGAUUUCGCUGCCGUGAUACGAGGAGGAUCCGCGCGUCUGGAGCCGCCCCAGCUGCCCGCCAGCCCGCCCGGCUCCCUCCGCUCUCCGCCCGCCGCCUCUCCAUGCAGAGCCUCUGCAGGGUCAAGAUGCAGUUCCGGACUGUGCUGGACGUGAAAGUCGUGGACGUGGAGAAGAGGCGCAAUCCGUCCAAACACUACGUAUAUCUCAUCAAUGUCACCUACUCUGACAACACCUCCCAUAUCAUCUACAGAAGAUACAGCAAAUUCUUUGACCUACAGAUGCAGAUACUUGACAAGUUCCCAAUUGAGGGAGGGCAAAAAGACCCGAAGAAGAGGAUCAUUCCAUUUCUCCCAGGCAAGAUCCUGUUCCGGAGGAGUCAUGUGCGAGAUGUGGCCAUGAAGCGGCUGCGUUUCAUCGACGACUACUGCAGGGCGCUGGUGCGACUCCCCCCUCAGAUUUCUCAGAGUGAGGAGGUGCUGCGCUUCUUUGAGACGAAAGCUGAGGACAUCAAUCCCCCAGUGGAGGACUAUGGCUCCAAGCGCAAGUCUGGGAUUGACAGCUCGGAGCCCAUGGUGCUGGAGCAGUACGUGGCCGUGGCCAACUACGAAAGGCAGGAGAACUCGGAGAUCAGCCUCAAGGCCGGCGAGACGGUGGAUGUGAUUGAGAAGAGCGAAAGUGGGUGGUGGUUUGUCAGCACAGCAGAGGAGCAGGGCUGGGUGCCAGCUACAUACCUGGACUCCCAGAAUGGAACCAGAGACGAUUUGGAUCUUGGAACUUCCAGGACUGGAGAAGUUACUAAGAGACGCAAGGCACAUCUGAAGAGGCUGGACCGCCGCUGGACCCUCGGGGGUAUAGUCAACCGUCAGCAGAGCAGAGAAGAGAAAUAUGUGACGAUACAGCCAUACACCAGUCAAGGGAAGGAUGAAGUCAGCUUUGAGAAAGGGGUCACCGUGGAGGUCAUCCAAAAGAACCUGGAGGGCUGGUGGUUCAUCAGAUACUUAGGGAAAGAGGGCUGGGCCCCGGCCUCCUACUUAAAAAAGUUGAAAGACGAUUUCUCCCCCCGCAAGAAGACCCUGACGGGCCCUGUGGAGAUCAUCGGCAACAUCAUGGAAAUCAGCAACCUGCUGCAAAAGAAGUCGGUCAGCGAGAAGGACAUUCAGACCGACGGAGAAGGCAGCACCACGCCGGAGCGCCACAUCUCCAAGAGUGAGAUCAGCCUACCCAUGCCCUUUAGCUCCGAAAUCAACGCUGAGACCGGCAGGAGGCUGAGUGCAGGCCGUGACACCAACAGCCCGUGUCUGGGGAUAGCAGCGAGUGCCGCUCUUAACGAGAAUAAAGGGAGAGGCGAGCCAGGGUCCCCAGCAGUUGCAAGAGUGGCCCCGCACAGGGUGGAAAUUGGCUUCGAUGCUGUAGGGUCUCCAAAUCUGAGACAGAAACCUCCCCCAAGGAGAGACACCAACUUGGGAUUCCAGUUGCCUAAACCACCAGAGCCCCCUGCUGUGGAAGCAGAGUAUUACACUAUAGCAGAUUUCCAGUCCUCUAUCUCUGAUGGCAUCAGUUUCCGUGGAGGACAGAAGGCUGAUGUGAUAGAGAAGAACCCUGGAGGCUGGUGGUACGUGCAGAUUGGAGAGAUGGAGGGCUGGGCCCCCUGCUCAUACAUCGACAAACGCAAGAAACCCAACCUCAGCCGUCGAACCAGCACCCUGACCCGGCCCAAAGUCCCGCCGCCUGCUCCACCUGUGAAAAAACAAGAAACCGAAGAUGCUCCCCCUCCGGGUAAAUCUGCCUCCAAGGUCUCAGAGCCACCUACUAGGCCUGUGUACGAGGAACCUGAAUAUGAUAUCCCAGCCAUUGGAUGCGAAGGUGAGUCUGAGACAGAUUCUUUGAAGGAUGAGCGCCCCCUGGAUGUGAAGAUCAGCAACGUGGUCAGUGACAAGUACCGCAGCUCCCCUCCUUCCUCCAAGGCCUCCCCUCCUGUCUGUAAGGCAUCUCCCGCAUUCAGCCGUCGAAGAGCCUCUUUCAGGUCUGUAGAGGAGGGAGCUAAAGAAGAAUGUAUUUACGAAAACGAUGGUUUCAGGCCAAGCAGUGGCGUUGAAGCACCCUCAGCCAAAGGUUCCAGUGAGCCCAACUCCCCAAAGAGUUACCACUCCUCCACUGUCCCACGAAGACCCUCUGGAUCCUCACCUCUAGCUGGUAGGCCAAUGAAGACAAUGACGCCAGAGAUGAAUCGGAGAAGUCAGACCCUCGGCAGACACGUAGACAUCAGCUUCAGGUCCCAGGACAACAGCCCCCUCUCUUCAUCUGAUGAAUUGAGCAGAGGCCCCAAGAAAGUCCCUCCUUUUGCUCGGGACGUGGAGCAGAGAAUAGGUCAAAGUCCCUCCACCAGGCCCAAGCCUUCUGUCAGACCUAAACCCCUUCUGACUAAAUCAGAGCCGCAGAGCCCUGAGAGGAUGGAUAUCACUUCUUUGAGACGGCAGCUGAGGCCUACAAGUCAGUAUCGACACAGCAUCAAACCCUCUCGUGGGGACGACUCUGAAACAGCAUCUGUCAUCUCAUCAGAGGACUCGAUGUGUUCUCGCAGCACCUCAGAUCUCUCCUCGGUUUACUCGAAAGGGAGUCGCGGUGAUUCCGAUGUGGAAGGCCCCAGUGUUUACCGUUCUCUGGAUGCCUAUAAGAAAGUUCAAGACUCUGAGAUCAGCUUCCCAGCUGCUGUGGAGGUGGAGGUUCUGGAGAAGCAGGCGAGCGGUUGGUGGUACAUUCGUUGGGGCUCAGAGGAGGGCUGGGCUCCGUCCUACUACCUGGAACCUGUCAGACACAUGGGCGAUGCUGGUGGGAUGGACUCAGAUGGACACGGGAGUGGUGGUGGCAGUAAGUCCAACAGCCUGGAGAAGAACGAGCAGCACGUUUUGGCCCUCAAUAACAUCAAUAUUCAGGGUCUGACACAGCAGCAUCCAGGCAUGAGAAGGAAUACCCCGCCGAUUCCUUCCAAGCCCCCCGGUGGCUUCUCAAAGCCGUCUGGGAUGGUUAACGGAGGUGUGCGAAUGAGAAACGGUGUACGUCAGGUGGCGGUCAGGCCUCAGUCUGUAUUCGUGACAACAACACAGCCACCCAAGGAUGCACACUACAUGACGGGGUCUCUGAGGCGAAACGAAUCACUCGGUAGAAGUGAUCACUAUAGUUCUGGUUCUGCCACUCUUGGUGUCCGCCGAAAUGCCUCCUUUAGCACCGUGCGGCCACAUGUAGUCGUUGAAAGUCAGACGAGGCCCGCCGAACGCUCCAGCCUGGGGAGCUCCUCGGGGAGCGCAUUCAGCACAAGCAAUGUUAACCAACGCAACGGCAUCCCUGUGUCCACUGUCCGGCCCAAGCCGAUAGAGAAAAGCCAACUGAUCCACAAUAACUUCGGCAGGGAUGUGUACGUGUCAAUCGCUGACUAUCGUGGCGACGAGGAGACUAUGGGUUUCACUGAGGGCACCUGUCUGGAGGUACUGGAGAGAAACCCCAACGGAUGGUGGUACUGCCAGGUGCAGGACAGCCUGCUUCCCCGCAAGGGCUGGGUCCCAUCCAACUACCUGGAGCGAAAAAAAUAGAACCACCUCCUCACACAUCCUUCCCUAACCCUUCAUCCCACCUCCCUUUUUCGAUGUCCCCGUGGAGACAUGUGGCAUCGCUCCUCAAGAAUGUUACCCGCAGUCUCCUGUAAGCAAUAUGUCCUUGAUAAUGUACAUUUAUGAAAAGACUGUGUGAAAAAAAAGGAAGUUGUUUUAAUCUGAUAAGGAAGGACACUUUUAGUGCUGGUUUACUAAAAUGUAUACAAAGUGUAAAGAUUUUAAAUAUUUUGACCAUGGGAGUGAGAGAUGGGGGAAAUAUUGGAUCUGUCAGCUGCGAGUGAGGAGUCUUUGAGAUAUGAAAUGAUUGGGAGUGAUCACCUCUUAAAGAGGUUUGCCUCAUGUAAUGCAGAAGUUGAGCAGGGUCAUGGCGAUGCUUAUUCCUGCCCAUCACUGACUAUGAUGGCCAAUAAGUGCCUUUUAUAUUUGAUUACCGGAAUGGAGGUUCUAAUUGGUGAAUGGUAAAACAUUAAAUCAACCAAAUCUUAAGAGUGCCAUAGGCCAAUGAACACCACCAGUAGUAUUUCCAUGACCAAGUAAGAGCUACUCUAGAGAGUGAGAACAAAAUGGUCAAAUUGGUCCAACACACAAAAGAAAGAUAGAAAAACAGAGAUUUAAGAACUUUAGUUCACCAGAGAAUCGAAUUGUUUUAAAACAUAAAAAACUGAACAUUUAAGUCUCAUUAUCAGUAUUUUUAUUGCAUUUCAUUCUUUAUUUUAUAAUGUCUUGUGUUGAUGCAAGUCUUCCUUAGAGAAUUAUUUCUGCUUUCUUGUGACAUCUGAUUUUCACCAACAGCCUGCAAAUGGAAGUGUUAAAGCUCCUUAUCGAGUCUGAUGGAUGGGUAUAGUUUUCUCAUAGAUCCUAAAUCCCCACAGUGAUAUGUUUAAAUGAAUCCCAGAUAUAACUUCGUGGGAUAACAAAUAAAUCUGUGAAACUUGCAGUCUAACAAUAAUAGUUGGAUAUUUUAUUUUCCUUUAAAGCAGCUUGAGUUCUCUCCAGAACAAAACCACCUCAUAUCUGGGUAGUUAAUACCCUCCAACAAUGAAAACAAUUACAACAGUUUACUCUAGUGUUUCUAGCUCCAGGAAUAAUUGAUUUUGUAUAUAUUUUGUUUUUAUUAGUUCAAUAAUACUGCUGUUGUGAAGUUGUAUUUGAUAAGUACUGGAAAUGCAGUAAAAUCAUUGAAUCCCAGGGACAUAUUUGCUCAGCAUUUAGCCCAAAAUGUGAUCAAACCAAAGAGAAAUAUCAGUUCAUUGGAUUUUUCUUUUUUCUUUAUUUAUUUAUGGUACAAAAACGAGGUUUCUGAACUGUAAAAAAAGGUUUUCCUGGAAGCACUUGAUACAUUUUCUCAGAUAUUGAAGUAAACAAGUAAAUUGUUAUAUUAGGUUUUACUGUGGAGUUCUGAUUUAAUUGUUGAAGAGAAAAACAACAUAGUCUAUAAAUAGAAUUGAAGCCUUUUCCCAUUUUCAAAAUAAUUUAGGUUUCAUAUCACAUUUUUUAAUGAAUAAAUCUUAAUAAAAAAAGAAUAUGAUUAAUAAAUGCCCCCCCCCCCAAAUGCAAAAGCUAAAUUGCAAUAGGGAAAUUCUGAGCUGAAGUCCAACUUUCAAAAUGCCUGUGGCUGAUGUUCAAGACUGCUGAAAUACAUUUUCUAACGAACGGCUGAAUCUGCCGUCAUGAGGCUGAACACUUACUUGUGAUUAUGUUUCUGCUGGACAGUAUGAUAUUAUGAAACAAAGCACAGUACCUGCUAGAUCGCAGUUAUCUUUUUUAGCCAAAAUGAUAUUUGUUUUUGUUUGUUACCUUGUGAUCACACAGUGUCAAUAACGAGGAACGAAGUGGGUCAGUUUUGUGAAUUAGUGCACUUUAAACUUGUUUUAUGGUGCAUUAAUGUGAAGAUGCAGUAAAUACUCAGCAUGUUAUUUAUUCAACAAGUUUUUGGUAAUUAUUUAAUGUCUCUAUUCCCCCCACCACCUCAGAUCAGAGGUGGAACUCUCAAAGUCUCUUUGAGUAGAAUUGGAGAAACAGAGACCUCUUGUGGUAGGUCGAAUGUCCUACAACAUGAUUUUAUAUCAUCCACAAGGCUUAUUUAUCGGCCGUCCUACCUCAGUGCAAUAAGAAAUGUACUGCUGGUCAGUGAAUCUCCCCAAAAACUGUACAGAAAUUUUAUGUUUCUUAUUUUUGUUCUUUUUUUAAAUCUCAGUGCAGCUAAACAUUUUUGUAGCACGUGUUUUGUAUUGGGCAAUAUUUUUUUGGGAAAUUUCCAAAAUUCCUUUUUUUUCCUCUAUGCUGUGUUCUGCAACUUUAGCAAAUCAUGGACACUUCCUUCACCUUUAUUGUGCUUUACAUAAUGCCUGAUUUUAAGUAUAUUUAUUAUAACAUUUUUAUAUUAUAUCACUGACAAUCACCUCGUCACACCUUCAAAAUAUGUCUGCAUAGUUUUAUACGGACAGAUAAAUUCCCAAAUACCAGGAUUUACUUGAGUAUUUGAGAUAUUUGGACCCAUAGAAAAUACAAUUAGAAAGUAGGCAGUUGAUAUUUGCUGUGAAGCAAAUCCCAUCCUGACGACGGCAUUAUGUAAAUGUGUUGAAUCACUGUUAACUUUUUUGCUCCAGCACGUUAUUAUUACAUAUCGCUUUGUUUGAUCGAGCUGAACUUACUUUGCAAGGGAAUGGUUCUGUGUUGAACAUACAAUUAGCUGUGUAGCAUCCAUCUCUAGUCAUGCUUUUAUUUGUUCUGUCUUAUUUCCUCUUUAUGCCCCAUUUUGUCAAAAUCCUGAAAUGUACCUGCGAGACAAUGUGCAAUAGAUAAAAAGGAAGCGUCAUGUUUCAACAAGAGGAAAAAACGUGAACGUCAAUGCCGUUACGUGUGUGGGGAGAAGAUAUUCCCGGUCAAACUGCCAGUCAUGAGCUUUUACCAUCAUGUAAAGUGGAGUGUGUCAGAAAGAUGUGAGGCUCCAAACGCAUCAGAAAAGCCCUUGGACCAAAGCAGCCGUACGUGAUUGUUCAUCAUCUCCUGACGUCACAGACUUCUGUAACAAUAUGAGAGUCUCUGCUCCUCCUGCCUCGCAUCAGCAGUGGACAGAGAUUUGUGAAUGACAUGGCAGAAACCCACUGACCCAUUCUGUACUGACAUUACAGCCAUCUGGGGUCACAGAUGGAGAGUCCCGUCGUCAGGGGCCCUUAGCGGCCCCGCCCUGAGCUGUCACGUUCGUGCCUGAAUGGAGUUUUGAUAGUUUCUUGUUUUUGUGUUGUUGUUUUCCUCUUGGUUUUUUCUGUGUGCGCCCCCUCGCCACCUACGCCGAUGCCUCUCUUGACAUUUACCCCACCCUAUGUCAGACUAUGUCAGACUUUUCCUUCCUCACCAAUCAUCACAUUGAAGGUGACAUUUGAGUCUCAGUGGUAAACAAGAGGCUGGGGGGAGAUGCACGCUCCUUUAGGCCAUUUCAGUUCAAUCCAUCAACUUCCAGGAUGUAGGCCAAAAAUAGGAUACAACAUCACAACCUUUUCUCUUCGCUGAGCCCCAGCAGGCCUUAUCUAAGUGCUACAGGUGAAUGCGAGCACACAGGCCAAUGCAGGUAUGGGACUUGUAUCCAUAGAGGCUUCUGUUUGGAGAGUUUAUCUUUAAACUCCACCUUAAAAGGACACUCGAGUGUUUUGGGAAAUAAUAAUGGGAUAUUCAGUUUCUUGCAGACAGUAACGAUGUUAAAAUGUUUGAUUUGGAAAGUAUCCAAAUAUCUCUUAAUGAGGGAUAUUGAGUACAUUUGGGGAUUUUAAACUGGUGUACUAUAAAUUUUACUUUUUUUAUUGAGAAGCCAUAUUUGACACAAAGUACAUGAGGGUUAUCUUUAAAUAUGGAGCGUAAGCCCAGAGACUGUUAGCUAAGUUUUGCAUUGAGAGGGGAUGCUGGGAAAACUGCUUGUCUGGAUAAUGAGAAAUCUCUGGAGAUGACUGAUGAACAACAAGUUGUGGUUUUGAUGGCAAGAGGUGAAGACACAGUCCUACACAUAACUCCCUGUUAUACCACAACUUUUCAUUUCUACACUGUUUGUGUGCAGAUGAAACAAACACAAUGUAAUGUGCUGAUUACUGAGCUUCAGAGAUGCUCAUGCAUUCAGUCAGACUAGCUGUUUCCCCGUUUACAGUCUUUAUGCUAAGCUAAGCUAACCCUCAGCUUUUCUCAUGCAACUCUCAGCAACAAAACAAAUGUUUCCAACAUUGUUUCCCAAAAAAUAAUAUAUUAUUUACAAUGAUAUAUUUCCUAUUCCGGUCCACUGACUCAUCCUGUCGCAGCUGCAUUGCUCUUAAACCUGCUUGUGCAUCCACGUGGCACAAUAGAAAUGAAAUUGUGGAAGGUAAUAUUUUUUGCACAUGCCAACACACUCAUGACAAUAAGGAAUCAUUCAUGCUGCAGAGGAAAUAUAUGAGUCUCCUGACAUAUUCCUGGAGGUCAACCAGGUGAGACGGCUCCACCACGCCCGGCACCCAUGUUAUCCCUCACUCCCUUUUUAUUUGAACAAAUGGACGACACCUCUCGGGCGUGAAGCACCUUAAGCUCUGCAGCUUCUAAAAACUGGCUGCUGCCAUAACAUCCUCCACGCCCCCCCUUUCUCUCUCUCUCUGUCCGCCAUCGCCACAUUUAUCUCUCUCUUUCCUCGACACAGCCCGGCACUCUAUUCCCAGCAGUGAGAUGAUUGAGGUAUUAUGGUUUGUGAUGGAGGGACAGAGUUGUUUGCAUGUGUGUGUUUGCUUGAUGUAAUGGAUUGUUUGCAAGUGUUUAGCUCAGGCGAGAGACGUUAGAGAUCGUGGAGCAGACAUAGCCAGGUCAGGAUGCAGGGAGACACAAGACGGAUCAAGUGGUGGAUUCUAGUAGACGUGGUGAGAGUGAGGUGAGGGCGGCUUUGAUGCGAGGGAGAUUAAAGACUGGUGGGCAGCGCUUCCACUUGGAAAACUGAGAAAUAAUAAUUUCUUUUAACAGGGAGUCCACCCACUCUAUCAAAACUCCUUUACCCACCUUUCUGAAAACCUGACACCUAAUGAGCUCGCUGCUUCUAACCCUGAGCUCUGAAUUCUCACCAAACAUUGUUUUAAUUGCAGCACUUGAAAUUUUUGGUAGCUGCUUCAACAAGACACUGCAGAGACAAAUCAGUCACAGCAUACGGCAGCUUCUCGGGGCCUCACUCUCCGUCCGUGGGAGAAAAAAAAACCUUUGGAGCAGAUCCCACGUCUAGUUUUUAGCUUCUUUCACUGUCAGUGUCUUCAGAUCUCAUGUAGCCCGGAGGGUGAGAGAGUCAAGCUGGGUGCUGGAAAAAGUUUUUGGGAAUAAGACAAAAAAAAAAUGGCUUCAUAUGGUGGAUUCCUUGUGGCUUUUUCUUCCCCUGACGUAUUCCUUUGUGUCUUCACUGAGUGCAACACAGGUUUGGAGGGGGUUCAUUCUUAUCUAAUGAAACAAGCUUUAAUUCAUAAUGGAAAGAAAUGAAAAAAGAGCAACAGCACUCAGCUCUGGAGUUAAUGAAGACAGGAGUUUGAUGGAAGGAGGGGUAGGUUUGAUAGGAAAGUUUGAGUAAGUGUGGGGGAGCAGGUGGGAGGUAUUUAGGGGGUUGAUUUUGUAGGUUUCUUAAUUAAUAUCUAGUUUUUGUUUGAGUGCAAGGGAAGAGAGAAAAGAACAAGCAGAGCUGCAGGGCUUUUUCUUCUCUGGUGUAUAAAAAAAGGAAAAACAGGCCUGUGAAUAAGGGAAUGCUGAUUAUUUAUGUCAUUCAGAAAACUUCCUCACAGAAUGGGAGUUGUUUGACGCACCAGCGGGCAUCAGCGGGAGCUGUCUCCCAGCUCCAGAGAGGAGGCUGUGUUGAGGAACGAGACGCGCCGCUGUGUCUCUGUGGUACUUUUCUUUGUCUCUGUUUGAAUCCCCGUUUCUAAUUAGCACAACAGUGUGUCUUAAUUAACCUUAGCCAGUCAGACGAUAUUCCAGCGCUAACGGCUUCUUAAUCAGCGAGGCUGCUGCCACUCUGCGUGGGAGCCUGUGCUGCUGGAUGGAGCUCAGCCAUGUUUGUGCGGCGGAGGCGAGCUGUCAGGAGUGAUUGAUGCUGAGUGACAGCUGACGUAGAUUCAUGAGAAGGUGGAGCCUGUUUUUAGCCUCGAUGUUGCAUUUAUAGGAUUGGAUUUGACACCACCCUGCUGUGCAAAGCAGUGUGCCAAAGAAACCUGGAAGCCUGACGCCGUCGAGCUCUUGAUCUGUAAAUUCUGACAAAAACAAUCCGUUACCAGCAUGACAGCCACACUCAGAAACACAAAAACAACUGCAGGCCUUGAGUUGGACCAAAGGAGGUGCUCUUCUUUUUAGUUCUUGGUUUCUCUCUGUUUCCUAUUACCAUCGUUGUUAUGCAAAUUGUGUUUAACUCUUGCAAACCCCUCGUUUUCAAAAAGAUUUGCCAUGAGAAGGCUCAGGAGGCUUUAUACAACUGUAAAGUUCAGUGAAUCAUCCAAUGAUGACUCAUCUGGCUGCCAAAUCACACACAGUGAAAAGGCCAUAUAUACAUCGCAAUGUGCAGCAAGAAGCAACAGAGUCCAGAUUCCUCUCUGAUGGGAGACUUUCUGCACAUGUGCAUUCCUUUUUGAAAACAGGACAUUUUUCUUAUCUACUGUUUCAUUUUGACAAGUCUUGUUCCUUUUUUUGUAUCUUGUACAUGUUUACAUUGUAUCUCGCAUUGCCCAAAAGAGAAACAAUAUUAAAUGUAUUAUCUUUGUUGUUUUA
Molecule: messenger RNA, 11947 nt
Organism: Paralichthys olivaceus (Japanese flounder)
Lineage: Eukaryota; Metazoa; Chordata; Actinopteri; Pleuronectiformes; Paralichthyidae
Gene: sh3pxd2aa
Product: SH3 and PX domains 2Aa
Biological process (GO): superoxide anion generation
Cellular component (GO): cytoplasm
Molecular function (GO): protein binding; phosphatidylinositol binding; superoxide-generating NADPH oxidase activator activity
Source: RefSeq, a predicted model, not a curated record